GUGUAGCUGUUUGCGAUUAAAAUGUAAAAAUUACCUCUCUUGACAUAAAAUUACUUCAAUAAAAAUAUAUAAAAGUUGCCGUAGUAUUCUAGUGUACGUAAAACAUCAAACCAGGAAACUAGAACGUGUCGCGCGGAAAACAAUUUAAUAAAAUAAAAUGUUGAAGAUUCACGUACUACUGUGUUUUGGAAUGGCAAUUCUAUAUUUUGGGAGUGCAAAGGCUGUGACACCAGAAGAAUCAAAAGCAUUCGAAGCGUUUGCAAAACCCGUAAUAGAGCAAUGCCAGAAAGAUUUUGGGAUGGAUAAGGAAUCCUUUGCUCAGAAAAAUCUAGACGAAAUCGACGAAUGUUUAAUAGCUUGCGUCGUUGAAAAAUUUGGUAUUACGAAUGAUGAAAAAAUUGAUGGUGAUGCACUCAAAGCCUUAGUUACAAAGUUUGUUGGAAAUGAAGAGGAAAGAAAUAAAAUUAAUAAAAUCGUUGAAGAAUGUACGGAGGAUGCCAACAAAUCUGGAGAUGGGACUUGUAACACUUCCACAAUAUUAUUCCUAUGCCUACUUAAAAAUGGAAAGGAUCUAUGGGGAUUUUAAGCCAUCGAUUAUGAUGCCAAAAAGAAAACACACGUUCACAAUUGCUUGAUAUUAUAAUUCAUUAUUGAACCAUA
Messenger RNA from Bombyx mandarina (wild silkworm), 660 nucleotides. RefSeq lists its product as uncharacterized. The record is from RefSeq and is a predicted model, not a curated record. Lineage: Eukaryota; Metazoa; Arthropoda; Insecta; Lepidoptera; Bombycidae. Gene Ontology annotation, molecular function: odorant binding.